Molecule: messenger RNA, 2116 nt
Organism: Pezoporus flaviventris
Lineage: Eukaryota; Metazoa; Chordata; Aves; Psittaciformes; Psittacidae
Gene: CRADD
Product: CASP2 and RIPK1 domain containing adaptor with death domain
Exons: 3
Coding region: 1300-1893 (197 amino acids)
Biological process (GO): signal transduction; regulation of apoptotic process
Molecular function (GO): protease binding; death domain binding
Source: RefSeq, a predicted model, not a curated record
GGUUGUUAAGGACCCUUCCAACCCAAACCAUUCUGUGAUUGUAUGAAAUGGGAAAAUACAGUUCUUGCCUGCUCUUUUUUCUGUCUCCUUGCUUGCAGCCAUCUCAUCUCACUCUGUGAUGGUAUUGAUGUUUGAGCAGUACUUAGCAAACCAGCAUUUUUUAAGGACAUGUGCCUGGAUAGCUUUUGAUUGAUUCCCAAGUGACCCCUAGACACGUGGUAGGCACCUCAAAAUUCACUCUGGUAUAUGAGAAACUUACUAGGUGCCGUCCAGCAAUGUUUCAGCACUCAGGGGAAGUGUUUUUGUAAAGUGUCUUUAUCAGAGGGUUUUCCAUUCCCCCUUUUGUGGUCCUGUGCUCUUGCAUCCUGUGCAAGAUGCUGGUUACAUGCCUCUAUGUUCUGUUGGUUGCCUACUUCAGAUUUCAACAACCAGGCCAACCAACCAACCUUUGAUGGGGCCUUAGGAGUCAGUCAGCGCCUCUGAUGAUACAAAGGCUUCAGGAGGUGUCUUACAGAAGCUGUGAAAAUCUCUGCCUCUCCUUGUAUCCUUGGGCUGAAUGAAGUGCCGUUUCUGCAUGGUCUAGCUGUUCAAACAGCAGCUUUUAUUUUAAUAAUCAGAAACUCUCUUGGUAAUCACACUCAACACCUGCUGCAGUUUUUUUACUUCAUUAUUUAGUAAUCAGAAAGUAUUUAAUUGUGUUACUCUGUCAUUUUCCUUUUCAAGUGCCAUUAGUGAGCCUAGGGAUAUGUUUGUCGUUAAGGACUGGACUAGACAUCUUGAUUCAGUUCAUAGGUCUGGCAUGGACUCCAGGCAUGGUCUUGAGUGAGCUGUUUGUUCUCUCUGGAGCUUGCUUGCUCUUAUAUAUAGUGGCUAUAAAAUGCAUCUUUUUCAGCUUUUGGCUAGUCAGUGUGUUAGUCAAGAGAAAUGGAAGCUGGCAGAAGGCAUCGGAUUGCUUCUUGUGAAGACAUUAGAAGGGUAAAUACCAGGGGGGGAGAAGAGCUACUUAAGCUAAAGAACAGUUUUGGCAGGACAAAUGCUUAUAAAUAGAAGGUGGAUAAAUUUGAGGUGGAAAUUCAGAGAAAAUUUCUCAUCAUCAGAUCAGUCUUGUUCCAGAACAGCCUUCCUGGAUGAGUCAGGGGGAAGAAUGACCUGGUGCGUAAGGGACAUUUUUACCUCUCCUGAAAUUAAAAUGCAUUACGUAGGCCAAAGCUACCUGCUGACUGUCUCUGCUGAUGAUGUCUGGCACUGUUGUAACAGGAAUAGCAUUAGAGCCACAAGUAACAGAGGUCAGGUUGCCAGAUGGAUGCCAGAGACAAGCAGCUUUUGCGCUCCCUGCGCCUGGAGCUCUGCACAGAGGUGCUGGUGGAUGGAGUUGUUAUUCAGUAUCUCUACCAAGAAGGGAUUCUCAUGGACAGUCAUGUUCAAGAAAUAAAAGCCCAAACCACCAGUCAGAGGAAAACUAUGAUGCUCCUUGAUAUUCUCCCCACCAGAGGACCCAAGGCUUUUGAUGCAUUCUUGGAUUCUUUGCAGGAGUUCCCAUGGGUUAAAGACAAGCUGGUGAUGAAGCGUAAAGAAAUAACAGUCCAAGAUCCUGCGGAUAUCACUGAAAUUGCACCAUUUCUUUUGAAGACUUCACCGACAGAUCAGCAGCUGAACAAGCUUGCGAGGAGACUGGGACCCGAAUGGGAGCAUAUAGUUCUGUGUUUGGGUUUGUCCCAUACUGACAUCUAUCGAUGUAAAGUCAAUCACCCCCACAACCUGCAGUCACAGAUUGUAGCUGCAUUUGUCCUGUGGAGACAGCGCUUGGGGAAAAAAGCAACAAUCCAAAGUCUGCAAGCCAGUCUGAUGGCAGAAGAGGUGGAUCCUUCUGUGAUACAGUAUAUGCUUGAGUGAAGCCUUGCUAUUGAUCGGGAGCUUUCAAGUACUUCGUUAAAUUAAAUCAAGAGGGUUCGUGGAAAUGCAUGUUGAAGAUCUGAUGCUUUAAACUGGAAAAAAGGGAUUGGGAACUAUGGUUUUAUUAAGCUUAAACAUUCCAGUUUCCUGUGGCAUCUUGUGGCUUGUAAUUCUUUUCAUGCCAGAUUAAUUUUUAGCAAGCAUUAAAAAAUUGAUCACGCUU